GCGCGGCGCGCAGCUACGCGCACUUCCUCUCCAGGAGUCCGCGGAGGGAGCGCAGACUCGAGGAGCUCCUGGACGCGGAGGCCGUGCCCUUGUCACUCCGAGCAGACAUGUCCGAACAAAGUAAGGAUGUGUGCGACCCCAACUUUGCAGCCGAGGCCUCCAACUCCGAGGUGUGCGGCAGCCCCGGGGUUCCUGGGGGGCCCCCAGCGCCCGCGUCUCAGGCCGCGACCCUCGCGGGGCUGGACAGCCCUCCUCCAGGCCCCAGCGACGCCCCUCCAGCCUCGCCGCCGCCCCAGCCCCCGAGCGAUGAGGACGACCCGAAGGCGCUGCAGCAGGCCGCGGAGGAGGGCUGCGCGCACCAGGCCCCGAGCGCGGCCCAGCCCGGCCCCGCGCCGCCCGCCCCGGCCCAGCUGGUGCAGAAGGCGCACGAGCUGAUGUGGUACGUGCUGGUCAAGGACCAGAAGAGGAUGAUCAUCUGGUUCCCAGACAUGGUGAAGGAUGUCAUUGGCAGCUACAAGAAGUGGUGCCGCAGCAUCCUCAGGCGCACCAGCGUCAUCCUCGCCCGCGUCUUCGGGCUCCACCUGAGGCUGACCAGCCUGCACACCAUGGAGUUUUCGCUGGUCAAAGCGCUGGAGCCAGAGGAGCUGGAAAGGGUGGCGCUGAGCAACCGCAUGCCCAUGACAGGCCUCUUGCUAAUGAUCCUGAGCCUUAUCUACGUGAAGGGUCGCGGCGCCCGGGAGAGUGCCGUCUGGAACGUGCUGCGCAUCCUGGGGCUGCGGCCCUGGAAGAAGCAUUCCACCUUUGGCGACGUGAGAAAGCUCAUCACCGAGGAGUUCGUCCAGCAGCACUACCUGAAGUACCAGCGCGUGCCCCACGUGGAGCCACCCGAAUACGAGUUCUUCUGGGGCCCCCGUGCCAACCGGGAAAUCACCAAGAUGCAGAUCAUGGAGUUCCUGGCCAGGGUCUUCAAGAAAGACCCCCAGGCCUGGCCUUCCCGAUACAGGGAAGCUCUGGAGGAGGCCAGGGCUCUGCGGGAGGCCGCCCCCCCUGUCCCCUGCCCCCGCAACAGUGUCUCCGAGGACUAGCGAGGUCUGGAGGGAGACGCCUGGUUUCUGACCCUCACCAGGGUGGUGGAGGGUGGGGUGGGACAUUAGAGUAUUAAGGAUUUCCAGUGCAGUAUUUCACGUGUAACUUUUAAGUUUUCAGUACCGUGCUUUUAUACCUUUUAAUGCAAUGUUGUAUUCAUCUCCGUACUAUUCCGUAGUAUGUAGGGUUUCUGCAAGUUUGUUUAUAAGUAAGCUCUGUUGGUGCUUUCGCUUUUGUGCUACCUUUCUUGAAUUUUUGUACCAGAGACGUGCUAAACUGAUGAAAUACAUUGAGAAAAUUUCCAUCUUAUUCUUUUAUAUGGGACGGAUGAUGUAUGUGUAUUGGGUAGACUGCUCCUGGAGAGUUUGAAAGGACUCAACAGCAAAGCCUAACCAAGAGAGAAGUCAAGGUCCCUUCUGUUUUGACCUCACCGAGCACAGGAGACAUCCGUGUGGAGUGUGGUGACAUGGACUGAGAUGGUCUCACUGUGGGCACUUGGCACAGUUUACUAAACACAGGUUCCAACCCCACCAUGAGUAAACUUUAAACAGUAAAGAUUCUUGUGAUACAAUCA
This is a messenger RNA of Molossus molossus (Pallas's mastiff bat), 1660 nucleotides long. It is a transcript of the gene NDN, whose product is annotated as necdin, MAGE family member. Bases 108 to 1085 code for a protein of 325 amino acids. Lineage: Eukaryota; Metazoa; Chordata; Mammalia; Chiroptera; Molossidae. The record is from RefSeq and is a predicted model, not a curated record. The transcript has a single exon. Gene Ontology annotation, biological process: negative regulation of transcription by RNA polymerase II. Gene Ontology annotation, cellular component: nucleus.